CACCCAGUCAAAGUGUUCUGCUGCUGCUUCGCUGACACACGUACAUAUACACAAGGCGGAUGCACAAAGACUCACACGCUCACUGACUCACACACGCACACACACACCGGCUCUCCACAGGAAACCCUGAACCAUAAUGCGAAGGCACCUCAGAGCAGACGGGCACGUUGCUCAAACCAAGUGGGAUACGGCGCGACUUUGAUAGCGCGUUAAUGACUUAUGUGAUGUGAUACAGAUGUCUGGGGGGCUUCAGCCGAAAGUUUGCCUGACGGUUUCCAAGGGGGCCAGGCAGACAUUUUAGGAGCGCAAUCAUUCGGGACAAUUUCUUAUCGUCAAUCAGUGGAAAUCCAAUGAGUGGAAGGUGUUUCAAUAUGGGCGGCCCUGUGGUACACGUGCUGGCCCUGAUGCUGUGUAUGGUCGCCAUGGGAACGUGCCACUCCAACAUAAACAACACCCACGACGUCGACCUCGACUCUGGCUACCCUGGCUUCCUCCUGCAGCAUUCCAUCCCGCAGCACACGGACCUCCACGGCGCCGCCAGCCCUGGGCUCCACCCGGGCCCCAACGAGCCCAUGGCCCUGGCCUCCGGCUCCGGCUCCGGCUUCGGGAACGUGACGUUCAGGAAGAGGCCGCCGCCCUGCCUCACUCGCACCACCAUCAGCACGUCCUUCAAGUACAUCAACUCGCUGAUCUCUGCCCUGGUGUUUGUGGUGGGCAUGGUGGGCAACAUCACGCUGCUGAGGAUCAUCUACCAGAACAAGUGCAUGAGGAACGGUCCCAACGCGCUGAUCGCCAGCUUGGCCAUGGGGGACCUCAUCCACAUCACAAUCAACCUGCCCAUCAAUGUCUACAAGCUCCUGACAUCCCAGUGGCCGUUCGCCAGCACAGCGUUUGGCCUCUGUCUGUGCAAGCUGGUGCCCUUCGUGCAGAAGGCCUCGGUGGGCAUCACUGUGCUCAACCUCUGUGCCCUGAGUGUGGACAGGUACAGAGCGGUGGCCUCUUGGAGCAGGGUGCAGGGUGUAGGGGUCCCUCUUCUCACCGCCAUAGAGAUCAUCUCCAUAUGGGUGCUCUCGAUGAUCCUGGCCGUGCCUGAGGCUGUGGGCUUUGACAUUGUCACCUUGGACUACCGCAACGACACGAUCCACACCUGCAUGCUGAACCCCCAGAGUGACUUCAUGAGGUACUACAAAGACAUGAAGGACUGGUGGCUGUUUGGCUUCUACUUCUGUGUUCCGCUGUUGUGCACGGCCAUCUUCUACACACUGAUGGCGUGCGAGAUGCUCAACCACCGCAACGGGAGCCUCCGCAUCGCCCUGAGCGAGCAUCUCAAACAGCGCAGGGAGGUGGCCAAGGCGGUAUUCAGUCUGGUGCUGAUAUUCGCCCUGUGCUGGUUCCCACUGCACCUCAGUAGGAUCCUCAAGUACAUGGUGUACGACCCCAGCGACCAGGGCCGCUGUGAUCUGUUAUGUUUCCUCUUGGUCCUGGAUCACUUUGGCUUCAACCUAGCGACAGUCAACUCCUGCAUAAACCCCAUCAUCCUCUACUUCGUCAGCAAGAAGUUCAAGAACUGCUUCAAGUCAUGUCUGUGCUGCUGGUGCUAUUCCGACAGCCAGGUGACCAGCACGGGAGCCAUGAACGGCACCAGCAUCCAGUGUAAGAGUCCCGAGCCCAACAACCUCGCCCCCGACCGCAAGGACAGCAACUAACCCACCCCCCUCCCCCCAUCAUCAACAGCACUGUGGAUUUAUUUCGGGACGCACGUCCACCAACGACAACUUCAACCGACGGCAUCCUGCCGAAGGAGGCUUUCAAAACACACACACUCGCACACACACUCUCAUUGUGUUGACCCACCUCAUACAACUCUCGGAGAGACACUCGGACUCCCUGUGGAGCCGUUUCGCCGUUUCGCACAGUUUUUCCCGGCCACUACAGCAUCCGCUACUACCCCGUCGUCCGUCAUGUUAGCAAACCCAUGGAGGAAAGCGAGAGGGAUGGAGGGAGACAGGGGGAGGAAGUUGUGUUGUAGCAGGAGGGGGGGGGGGAUUCCUGAUGCAGGUCAGAGGAAGAGGAAGACUCAUAACACAGGAAGCAGCUGAACGCUCACAAUAAAUGAACCUCAUUUCCCGCUCGUCGUGAGGCGCAAUGUUCGUAUAAAGGGGCAGCCCCACCGGGACGGGGGUCCUUCAUCAAGGGGACAGAAUUGUCAGAAGGAAUGACGUGAGAGUGUGCAUCCGCCUCCCCGAAGAGAACCAGUUCCCGUCCCCCCCGCCUACCUGCGUGCCUGCUAGCCUCCGUGUGCUACACUCUGCGGCCCCCAAGGACCAGGGACAGUGCAUGUUAAUCAUCCCGCUCUUCAUUUCCCAUAAACACACUGGCGGCCGCACUCACACACUCACACACACACACCCUCACACAUACACCACACACACACAGACUUAUUAUUCAUUCAUACCAGUGUGUGCUCAAAUCAGGGUCAGUUUUUAACGACGGUGGCUGCGCGGAUAGGAGGUGGAGUGGUCUAGUUCGAGGUGGUUUCAAAAUGGCGACUUAGGAAUGAGAUGUUGAAGAAGGGUGCUUAUAUACAGAUAAAGCAUUUUGUACCUAAGCACACGAUCACAGAUCUGUUCGCUCAUUGUGAGAAACUCUUAUCGGCAACAUCUGGAAUUUGUUUGACAUACUCUCUUAUACAAUAUAUCAAAAAGGAUCAACAUUGAUUGAACAUAGUAUUCAGGAAGGCCUAUUGGUUUAGAAUAGAUAUAAACCUACAUAUAUAGCACUGUGAAUUUUCAUUUGAGACACAAGAGACAUAUACUUUGUGUGUAUAUUCUUCAGUAUCUAUACAUAUGUACACUUUUAUAAAGUGUUGUAUUGUAAUUGAAUGGCAUUGAUAUGACAGUAUUUACGUGUGUUUGAGGGAUUUUGUUUUGUUCAUUCAAAUCAUAUGAGUAGACAUGACCUAUGCUGCCCUCAUAAGAUUGGUGUACAUGUAACCGUGUGCGUGUGUGUGUGUGUGUGUGUGUGUGUGUGUGUGUGUGUGUGUGUGUGUGUGUGUGUGUGUGUGUGUGUGUGUGUGUGUGUGUGUGUGUGUGUGUGUGCUAUUUAGAGACAAACUCAUGUUUUCUGUGGGAUUUCAUGCUGUGUUUCAAUGUUAUCACUAGGCCUAAACUGUCAAUAUAAACCUGUGGAAAAAUGCAAAAACUGAACGGUGGUUGGUUCUCUUGUCGAAGAAAUAUAGUGCUGCUACUUCACAUAUUAAAUCAAUUUCUGACCAAAGAAGUCUA
Gadus morhua (Atlantic cod) is the source of this 3284-nucleotide messenger RNA. It is a transcript of the gene ednraa, whose product is annotated as endothelin receptor type Aa. Gene Ontology annotation, cellular component: plasma membrane. Gene Ontology annotation, biological process: vasoconstriction; developmental pigmentation; endothelin receptor signaling pathway. The transcript has 8 exons. Gene Ontology annotation, molecular function: endothelin receptor activity. The record is from RefSeq and is a predicted model, not a curated record. NCBI's taxonomy places the organism in Eukaryota, Metazoa, Chordata, Actinopteri, Gadiformes, Gadidae. Bases 351 to 1706 code for a protein of 451 amino acids.